AUGAAGAUAUUGAUGCUACAUGGAUCCCGUCAAUCGGGGGAACUCUUCUCUGCCAAACUCCAGGCCUUAGAGAAAUUGCUCAAGCGGGCAUUCGGCUCAGGUUCCAAUCAACCCGGAGCCGAACUGAUAUACCCGACAGCCCCAUUCUCGCUAGCCUAUGAGUCACCCAGCGACACGUCCAAAGUACGAAACCAACACGGCUCGUGGACCUGGUUUCAAUCCGAAUCUCUUGACGAGUCUUUUCCCGGCCUAGAUGCCUCUUUGACACUUAUCGCAUCAAUCCUGAGGGAUUCAGGCCCGUUCGAUGGAAUCGUUGGGUUCAGUCAAGGUGGGGCAUUGGCUGCGAUGGUUGCCUCUCUUCUUGAAGAAAAUCGAUCGGAGGCUUUCGCUAGACUGAGCUCCGAGGGUGAGGGUGGCAUCCCCUAUCCAGAUUGCUUCGCCCAACUCAAUCAUCCUCCUCUCAAGUUUGUGGUCUGUAUUUCAGGAUAUGCUGCUUCCCAUUCGGAUUACCGUGCUUUCUAUAAUCCCGCCAUCCAGACCCCAAUGUUGCAUUUCCUUGGAAGUAUGGAUACUGUUGUAGAAGAAGAAUCUUCGAUGAAAUUAGUAGGUAGCUGUUACAGAGAUGAUGCAAAUGAGCCCGCCGUGAUAUGGCACUCUGGUGGACACAUUGUCCCUGGUGGCAAGAGGGAGCUGAGCGCAGUCACACAUUUUAUCAAUCUGCAUAAGAGUUAA
Penicillium malachiteum is the source of this 732-nucleotide messenger RNA. RefSeq names its product alpha/beta hydrolase. Lineage: Eukaryota; Fungi; Ascomycota; Eurotiomycetes; Eurotiales; Aspergillaceae. Gene Ontology annotation, cellular component: nucleus; cytoplasm. Bases 1 to 732 code for a protein of 243 amino acids. The record is from RefSeq and is a predicted model, not a curated record. The transcript has 2 exons.